UUGCAAUAGAUGAAACAAAAAAUAAUGUCACUAACACUUCUUCUUCUUCUAGUUGUAUGCCACACAACAACCAAUGCCAACACCGAUUUCACCUUCCAUGGCUUCCGAACCUCGAACCUGACCCUCUCCGGUGUAGCCGUGAUCAGACCCAACGGUCUUCUAGCCCUAACCAAUGGCACAAGACAGAAAACAGGGUUUGCGUUUUACCCAACCAAAAUCAUUUUCAAGAACUCAUCAACAAAUUUCUCAUCCAUGACCUCCUUCUCAACCUCCUUUGUUUUUGGGAUCAUACCCGAGUUCUCGACUUUAGGUGGCCAUGGAAUCUCAUUCGUAAUUGCUCCUCAACCCGGUCUACCAGGUGCCCUGCCAAACCAACACAUGGGUUUGUUCAAUAAAUCGAAUAACAACGGUAACAUCACAAACCAUAUUAUAGCUGUCGAAUUAGACACGAUGCAGAGUCCUGAAUUUCACGACAUUAAUGAUAAUCAUGUUGGAAUAGAUAUCAACCGACUCGAUUCUGUUUUGUCGAGAUCAGCCGGGUAUUAUUCAAACAAGAAACGUAGAUUUCAAAACUUGAAUUUGAUUAGUGGAAAACCUAUACGGGUUUGGAUUGAAUAUGAUGGUGGGAUGAAACAAAUGACUGUUACAAUUGCUUCAAUUAAAAUGAAGAAACCAUCUCGACCACUUCUAUCUUUAGAUCGAGACCUGUCUGAGUACAUCAAUCCUGAAAUGUAUGUUGGGUUUGCAUCAUCAACCGGUUCUGUUUUUACAUCUCAUUAUUUACUUGGGUGGAGUUUUAAAAUCAAUGGGAAAGCUUUAGAGCUUAAAAGUUCUAUGCUUCCAAAGUUACCGAGGAUUGGACCCAAAAAAGUGUCUAAGUUUUUAACAAUUGGGUUGCCUUUGAUUAUCAGUUUUGUUCUAGUAAUGGUCAUUGGAGCUGGGGUUUACUAUGUUAGAAGAAAGAAGAAAUUUGCUGAAGAAAUUGAGGAUUGGGAGCUUGAUUAUGGCCCUCAUAGAUUCAAAUAUAAAGAUCUAUACUUCGCCACAAAUGGAUUUAGUGACGAUGAAUUGUUGGGUACAGGUGGAUUUGGCCAAGUUUAUAGAGGAUUUCUAGCGAGCUCAAAAACAGAGGUUGCCGUGAAGAGAGUGUCGCAUCAAUCAAGACAAGGUAUGAGGGAAUUUGUGGCGGAAAUUGUCAGCAUGGGUCAGCUUCGACACCGUAACUUGGUUCAACUCAUCGGCUAUUGUCGACGAAAAAAGGAGCUAUUGUUAGUCUAUGAGUAUAUGCCGGGAGGAAGCCUAGACAAGUUGCUUUAUAACAAGUUAGGAUUCACUCUAAGUUGGAGCCAACGUUUCUUAGUCAUUAAGGGAGUAGCCUCGGGCCUUUUCUAUUUACACGAAGGUUGGGAACAAAUUGUUAUCCAUAGAGAUGUUAAGUCUGGAAAUGUCUUGUUAGACAAAGAACUAAAUGGGAAAUUGGGUGAUUUCGGGUUGGCCCGAUUAUAUAACCACGGGGAUGUUCCUCAUACCACCCAUGUUGUUGGUACAUUAGGUUAUCUUGCCCCGGAACAAAUGUGGACCGGAAAGGUAACCGAAGCUACUGAUGUUUAUGCUUUCGGGGCAUUUUUGCUUGAAGUUGCAUGUGGUAGGAGACCUGUUGGAUUUAAAGAAGACAAGUUUCGUUUAGUGGAAUGGGUAUUUUGUUUUUGGAAAAAAGGUUUGAUUUUUAAUGCGGUUGAUCCAAAUUUAGGUGGUGUAUUUGACUGUGAGGAGGUGAAAUUGGUGAUGAAAGUUGGUUUGCUUUGUUCCAAUACGAACCCUUUGGCUAGGCCAACUAUGAGACAAGUUGUGGAGUAUUUAGAGAAAGAUGUGACUAUGCCGGAGCUCUCGUCGUCAAUUGGAAUAUCGGCCUCCGGCCAUUCGUUUGGUCAUAGGGAAGGACUCAAUGAUUUGGACAUGUAUCCAUCUUCAAUGGAUGAUGAACCAUUCACUCAUGAAUCAUCUAUGGCUGAUUCACUUCUCUUUGGAAGUAGAUGAAAAUUUCUUCCAUUUCUAUGUGUUUUAAAAAAUUUAAUGGUCUUGUGCAUUACAUGCACAAUAUUUCUAUUUUUAUGCUUUAUCAUCCUUCAAACUUUAGUCAAAUAUAACAACUAAAACUAAUAAGUUUUAAAUUCAACUAUUAUUAGCACUGUAACAAUAUUUUUCGCUCAAUAAAGUAUAGAUGUGCUUUGAGGUA
Impatiens glandulifera is the source of this 2236-nucleotide messenger RNA. RefSeq names its product L-type lectin-domain containing receptor kinase IV.1-like. The transcript is spliced from 2 exons. The coding region runs from base 10 to 2037 and encodes 675 amino acids. Gene Ontology annotation, molecular function: protein kinase activity; ATP binding; carbohydrate binding. Gene Ontology annotation, cellular component: plasma membrane. Gene Ontology annotation, biological process: protein phosphorylation. Lineage: Eukaryota; Viridiplantae; Streptophyta; Magnoliopsida; Ericales; Balsaminaceae. The record is from RefSeq and is a predicted model, not a curated record.